UGAACAAAUUUCCAGUCUGAUGGAAAAUUUUAAGUCAGACUAAAAAUAAAAGACACCUAUUAUUUGGUGGCUUAUCACUUAAUGGGGUGAUUUUUUUUUUCUAAAAAUUCUUUUUAAAAAUUAUUUAAACUCAGAAAGUAAACAGCCACCAAAGCAAGCACAUAUUUCGGUGGGUUUGUUAGUCAUGGCUAUUAACAAUGUUCGCACAGCUUGUAUCUACUACAUGCAAUUUAUUCUUUUGUUGUUUUUAUACCCGAUUUUGUUGAUUGUCAUUGUGAUACGGGAAUUAUAUAACAGACCUCAAGAGAGCCAAAUAAAAGGUGAAGUAGCCAUUGUUACAGGAGCUGCAAGAGGUUUGGGUCGUCAAAUAGCCAUUGAAUUGGCCAAAAGGGGCUGCCACAUAGCUGUGGUGGAUAUACUACAAAAUGCAGCAGAGGAAACUGCCACAUAUUUAAAAGAGUCCUUUAAUGUCAAGAGCAAGGCUUAUAAGGUAGACAUUUCCGACCAUCACCAGCUGUCAAAGUUCCACCGCGAAGUUGUCCAAGACUUUGGCGAUGUCACCAUCUUAGUACACAAUGCCGCUUUGCUACGCUUAUCCGAUAGCAACCCUCAGGAUUGCGAGGAAAUACAAAAAAUAAUCACCGUUAACUUUACCUCCCAACUAUGGUUGAAUCAACUUUUUCUGCCGCGCAUGAAGUUGCUUAAUCGUGGUCACAUCAUGGCUAUUUCCUCAACUUCAGCUUUAUUUCCAUCAGCUUUUAUACAAAUAUAUGGACCCACCAAAAGUGCUGUAAGGGCUUAUAUGGCCUCGCUAAGGGCAGACUUGCAAUGCGGGAGAUACAAAAUAAAACUGACCACCAUAUUGCCAACCUUUUUGAAUACCAAUCAGUAUACGAAUGAUUUCAUGAGAGUAUCGGGUUAUGACAAACUUAUUCCACCAUUGGAGGGCACUAUGGUGGCACAACAAUCUGUGGAGGCUAUGCUCAAGGGCCUGGAGGAGAUAACAUUGCCACGAACACUAAGUCUAGUAUACAAGUUGCAAGAAUUUUUGCCCACAUGGCUGCGUAGUGGAUUAAGUGGACCCUUUCUACCCAAACUAAACCUGAAAGAGCUUCAAAACCAGCUGAAAUGAAAUUUCCAAGGGGAUUAUCUUAAUUUUGAAUUAGAUAAU
Messenger RNA from Stomoxys calcitrans (stable fly), 1171 nucleotides. Its product is annotated as epidermal retinol dehydrogenase 2-like. NCBI's taxonomy places the organism in Eukaryota, Metazoa, Arthropoda, Insecta, Diptera, Muscidae. Gene Ontology annotation, cellular component: lipid droplet. The coding region runs from base 185 to 1132 and encodes 315 amino acids. The transcript is spliced from 3 exons. The record is from RefSeq and is a predicted model, not a curated record. Gene Ontology annotation, molecular function: oxidoreductase activity, acting on the CH-OH group of donors, NAD or NADP as acceptor.